AUGGUACUGCGCACAGCAGCCGCUGUCGCCCGCCGCGCCGCCGCCCGCGUGACCAUCCAGACCAGACCAUCGUACAGGUACACGCGACCAGCACGUGGCUACACGUACUGUGCCGCUACACAAGUGUGUACACCGCACACUGCAUCACCAGGCUACCGCACAAUGAGCAGCCUGCUGCAAUCAUGCAGCAACUUAGAGCACGGCCAGAGCAUCUGCAGCGCUGCCUUACAAGUGGUGCUGCGGGCACUUCAACGCAACCAGAGCACCACGGUGCUGCAACACAUGUUCGCCUCACUGCGCACCCUCAUCGUUAAGCUGGGCUGGUCCUGCUGCGGCGAGGAGUCGGGUAUCUGCCGAGUUCUGUUACGUCAUUGCGCUGCGCUAGCGCCACAAACACGUGCACACGCUAGUGCCACUCUCUACGCACUCAUGCGACAACAUUAUCAACUUGGAAACAACUUCAGUCGCGUGAAGAUGCAGGUGACGAUGUCGCUAUCGUCUCUAGUUGGCACGUCGGCCACCUUUAGCGAGGACGCACUGCGCCGCGCGCUCAAGACCGUGCUAGUUUAUGCUGAGAAGGACCAGGACCUACACGAUACCAACUUUCCGGAACAGGUGAAGGACCUGGUGUUCAACCUUCACAUGAUCCUGUCCGACACGGUGAAGAUGAAGGAGUUCCAGGAGGACCCUGAAAUGCUUUUGGAUCUCAUGCACCGCAUCGCGCGCGGCUACCAGCACAGCCCCGACCUGCGCCUCACGUGGCUCAGCAACAUGGCGCAGAAGCAUAUGGAGCGCUCGAACCACGCAGAAGCAGGCAUGUGCCUGGUUCACGGAGCUGCCUUAGUCGCGGAGCAGACGUGUGCGGGCGGCCGCGGCGCAGCCCUGCUUGAGAAGGUCACACACAACGCGCUGGAUGAAAGCUGUGCUGAUGCUUUGCACCACCAUCUUACACAUCAGGAACUACAGGUGAAAAGAAAUUUCCUCUCCUUUUGA
Molecule: messenger RNA, 993 nt
Organism: Ostrinia furnacalis (Asian corn borer)
Lineage: Eukaryota; Metazoa; Arthropoda; Insecta; Lepidoptera; Crambidae
Product: dedicator of cytokinesis protein 7-like
Exons: 7
Coding region: 1-993 (330 amino acids)
Biological process (GO): small GTPase-mediated signal transduction; positive regulation of GTPase activity
Molecular function (GO): guanyl-nucleotide exchange factor activity
Source: RefSeq, a predicted model, not a curated record